GUUUUAAAACAAAGACGCCAAAAAAUCGGGCUAGUUUUCGUCUAUACAUUAUGUCUGUAAACGAGAAACACUUAAUAAAUAUUAUUAUGACUUAAUUCACAUGGUUGGUGUCACACUAAAGGCGGGGACGGGCGCUCCUGAAUUAUACUCACUCUCCUCGGCAUGUGGGGGGCUGUGUGACAGGGGUGUACCUCAACUACGUUACGCUCGGGUCUCGUGUACAGUAUCGUGUAUUUUCUCGACGAGGUUUACGUGAGCGACGAGCGAUAGACUGGCUGACGGAGACACGCAAAAACAAGGUGAGAGUGGUGUGACAGGGCCAAAGGGUGGAGUCAGGAUGAGCUUGAAGAUGAAAGAUGAUGGUGACAUGAGAACUAUGGGCAAGUCCAAAAUCAAGAGAUUGGAGAAGUUAAAACCAGACUCAGAAAGGGAUUCUGGUUUCUCAGAUGCUAGUUCUGAGCAUCUGAGUACAGUUGACCAGACGGACACAGAAGAUGCUGCUCGAACAUUAAUACCAGGAGUGGGAGGUUCCAGGUCCCAGGCUUCUCAGCUGGCUGUUAUGGGGAGAUCUUUCCAAAGUCUAUCACCAAUGAUCAUCAUGAACAAUGUUGUUCUCAAACAGUCUGGUGAUAACACUUCCUCUUUGAAGCCUUGGGGUUUCAGUCCAGCAGUUGAGGUUGUUCAGCAACCCCAAGUAGUCUUCCUCCAACCAGUGGUCUCCCAGAGAGCUUCUGCGGUGCCAAAAGGACCUCCUACCAAACGUCGUAAGCACAAGAAGUACCUCCCCAUUUUGAAAUCCUAUCCCAAAAUUGCUCCUCACCCUGGGGACAGUCCACGAAGUAACUGUACCAGCAGUAGCAGCAGCUCCAGCACUACUGCUUCUGUGAAGAGUUGCAGCUCAUCUUCCAACAGCCAGGAUCAGCCUCAUGGGGACAAGCAGCAAGGUUUACAAAGUAGUGCCUCUUCUGGUUCAUUAACACCAAACCAACUUCCACCAUCCAGGCAUCUUUCAGCUUCGCCUCAGCCUCAUGCGACACUUACUGAUUCCAGCACUGGUACUUGCUCUGGUGUUGAAAGGCCAGCUAGCGGAAGGCUGGAGCUUACCUCGGCACUCACAGACAUGCAUGCCGAGGCAUUAGAGAACCAGCCAGAAGGAGCCUCCAAGGAUGGCACCUGCCAAAGCAGUGAUUCUGACAACAGCAACAAGAGGAAGCGUUUCUGCAACACCUACAACAUUCUCAACAAAUCAGGACUGCUGGACAUUACGCUGCGCACAAAAGAGUUGAUUCGACAGAAUCGAAGGACCCAAGCUGAGCUGGAUCAGCUUCGCGAACACACAAACCUUUUCAUGGAAGCACUACAGACAGGAGACUUUCGUAUCUGGAGCAAACUACAGCUAAGUAUGCAAGAGGAGAGUGAAAAAGAUCAGACUGUAAACAAUGAAGCAGAGACACAGAGUGAUCAGUUGAAAGACACUUAAAACACAGGCUCAGAUUCUUAAAGCUGAUAUUUACAUUGCCUUUACUUGCUUUUGAUCUUUUUUUAUCAGAGUUACAGUAAAUUUAAUAUAUUCAAUGUUUGAUACCUGCCAACACCUGUAAUAUUGAAGAAAUGCAAGAGGAUUUAAAAACUUUUAAUGUGAGCAAUAUUUCUCUUGCUAAUAAGACAAAAGUAAUGAAGAGAAAUGAGAGAACAAUUUUGGUUCUCUCAGUCUGAUACAAUCAGACAGAAUCACAGUGGGAAUUAGCAGCAGCCUUAAUGGAUGCACAGUAGAUGGAAUUAACAGUAAUAUUAUUAGAUAUAUCUGCGUCUGGGAAGAUGAGUUUUCUGAAAGUAAUUUCUACACAUCGUAACUGUAGUGAGUUCAUAAAGCAUUCAUAAGGGCUUAUUUUCUUCAAUAACAUAGCUGUACUCCCAAGCUAACAUAAUAUUAGCAGCGAGAUGAAUGUAGCAUACCCGUGGCAGAAUAGCAGUUUUAAAACAUCUAAUCUUGCUAACAGUUAAAUUGGAUAGAUUAAUAAGAUAACACAUAAACAAACAGUAGAGGUUCCCUCAGGGGAGUUGUGUAAAAGUGAAAGUGGAUCUCAUCUUAGCACAAAGCCACCGUUUCUUACAAAAAUGAGCAAUUGUGGCAUAGCAAUUCAUUUUUUUAUAAAACCAGCUCAAUGCUGAAAAAAAGAACCAGUGGAACUAGCAUAUGGUGUUAUUACCCACGCUGAGUCUGCUCAUUCUCAAGAGACGUUUAGAGACAUCAGACUUGGCACAAAUCCAAAUCAUAAAUCCAAACCAUCUACGAUUAUCCUCUGCUGCAGCUUUAAUAUUAUAAUUUUAAUUGGUGCAUUAUUAUUUAAUUUAAUUAUUAUAUCAUUAUUAUGUCCGGCCCAAUUUGUACAUUUGGGAUAUUCUGUGGUUUAAGUCAGCUGAGCCAAAGAGGUCACAAACAUCAGGUCCAAUUUGACCAAAUAAAUUUUCAUUAUAGCUUUUUAGACCAGGUUUUGAAUUCUCUGAAUUGUCACUGGAACUGAAAAGCUAACAAGAAUGAAAGCUUGUAGCUGCAGUUAGUUGCCAAACUGAACUACUAUAUUUCUUCUUUCUAAAAUUCUUGCCUUAAACUAGAACAGGGGUGCAAGUCUUAUUCUCCAGCUUGUUUGCAAUGAAAACACGAAUCCAUUUUGGCCCAUUGCAGAUAAGAUUAGAGACCACUGGACCAGUAGUUCGUAAUCCUGGUCUUGGAAGUUACCUGCUCAGAGCACACCAGAUCCUUACUAAUCAUUUCAUUAACAACCCCUUACUGAGUUGAAGUGGGUGUUUUUUAAGCAGGGAAAACAUUAAAAUAUAUAGAGUAAUGGGCCUCCAGGACCAGGGUGGAGGAACACUGCCUUCAUAUUGUUGAAUUGCGUAUAGAGUUGCUGUUGGAGUCUUCGUUGUUUUUGCAACUCAUCGUUUUUGGUGUAAAAGUAGAGGAGGCGGUGGAAAGGGCAAGAUGGAGGCAGAUGAUCCGCUGUGGCGACCCUUAAAGGGAGCAGCCGAAAGAAGAUCGUUUUAAUGCCAUUCAUUUUUCACAUAGCUUCAUUUACCCAUUACAUAGAUGGGUACAUCUGACAUCCUGAUGUGGCUUUAGCACAAGCUUAGAAGUCAUUGGAUACUUUGUUCUUCAGGUAGUACCACAAAACUAGUGUAGCUUGUGUGUUCCCAGUCACCACAGGGUUUGGAAAGGUGAGAACAGUACAUGUCUGUUUUGCUGUCCAUAAAUGUGUCUUGGGUGACUGAGUAAAAGUAUAGUAAAAAAAAAAAUGUGUGACUCAUAAGCUUCUGCCCAAUUUUUGAUUAAAGCAUGGAAUAUAUUUAAUGAUUUUUAGAUAGUAACUCGGUUGCUAUUUUUAUUUAAAUAAAUCAUUCACUGCUGUCACUGCAGCUUAUCUUUCUGAAUCUGUUUUUCAGAAGCCGUAGCAUCAUACACAUUUCUUCUGUUGUUUUCUUGUUUGCACAAACUAAAUGGGAUAUAUUGAACUUAAAGGCUCAAACUCUCAUUUGUAAGACAUUUAGCUUGUACUCUCUCCAACUUUGCCUUUCUUGCCUUCACUCUAUAGUACUUGAGAGGAAUCCGACUUUAAACUCUUUGUGAACUUUUUAUUAAAAAAAUGCAAUACCCUUCUCCAAAGCUAUCAUAUUGUCUGGUUUACCUGCAGCCUAUUUACAGAGCAUUUGAAAAUCUGGUGAAAAACUUACCAAAUAACAAGUAUAUAUGACAACACUUACACAUAAAUGUAAGAUUUGUUCUGUCAAAAGCAAUUUGCAGGAAUUUUAUGAUUAAAUGUUCUUAUCAUCAUGGAUAUUAUUUGGUUGUCCUUAGCAUAAAUAGCCAGUGAAAAAACUCUGAUAGCAUCCAUGCAAAAAGCGUGAGCAUAUGAUGACCGGCACAUUUGAUGCCUUUCUUGAUAAUCAAAAAUAUCUAAAGUAGUCUUUGUGAAUCACAGUGCAGGGAGCAGGUGUUGGCAUGUAUUCAUUAAUGCAGGUCAGCUUUUUCCCCCUUGCAUUUAGAAGGGAAGAAUUUCAGAGCCAUUUUCAUGUCAUUCUUGGCAGAAGUCACUGCCUUCAAGGAUCGCUGUGUAGAUGGGUUUAUCAUGUUAGAUGUAAGAUUAGGUUGUGUGCAUUCAGAGACGCAUUAAUCUUCUUCAGAUUCAUAGAGGUUGGAAUGCACUGGAUCGGGUCAUAAUUCGCAGUGAUUUUGUUUGUUUUUAUAAACCGUAUCCAGUGGUUUGGAUAUCUGUCAUGACACAAGGGAUCAUUAGGACCUACUGAGGCCUAACUACAGUCAUCUUGGCCUUAAAGGUUCAUUUGAUUUUGUAAAUGCUAUUCUUUGUUGUGAGCAAGAAUAAUUGUCAGAAGUGGUAAUUAAGCUUUUUUGUGGCAGCUACAUGUUAACCACUAGUUUGUGUGACUUUUUGAGUUUUUUUUUUUUAUAGAAAUAUAUUUCAGGCAUCAUUUUCCAAGAGUUAUAGACUGUAAAUUCUUCCACUUUAAAGGUAGCAGCAUUCUUUUGCCAUCAGCAAUGGUAUUUAACAUUGCUUUCAAUAUCAUAACCAAGUGUCUCUCAUUGUAAGGCUAAGGAAAGGUGAAAGCAUUAUAAUCAUUCAAAACUCUAUUGUACAGAACAGUAAGAGGACCAUUUUGUAUGUCAAAAGGUGGCAUGAGCAGCCGCUGUGAAUGUGCCCAUGUUUUGUGUUUUCUGGUACUUUGUCAACGUUUCCUUUAGGCAGGUGAACCCUGCUUCUUGCAUCUUCUCUGAUGCUUGGAUUUAGCUACUCUUUAGCCAGUUUACUCUGGAGAGGUUAAAAUAGCAUUUACUGUCUGUUCUCCAAAGCCCACUAGCUUCAAAAAUUCCUUGGCACAUUAGUGUCUCAUAACAUUAAACAACAAGAUUUUUUGUGAAUGUGUGGUUCUGCUACCACCUGUUACUUCGUGCUUAAGAGCCAUCAUAACCUUACAGCAAAGCAUGGCUUACUCAGUUAAGACUGAGCAGAGCAGUUCAGAACUGAUGAGCCUUUAUUGGCACAGUUAGUGCCAUAGUGGUAUCGUUGCUUGAUGGAGCACCAUUCUUUUUCUUUUUAAAGCCAAAAGGCCUUCUCUUUGGGAUUUAAUACAUCUUUACAAAUGUUCUGGCUUGUAACUUGGCAAUAUGCAAUUUUUUAUUGUUGUUGCUGUUCUUUUAUAGUUGUCUUUAAAACGUUUGUGUGCAAAGGUUAGGUUCAUUACAUUGCAUAAUACGUGGGCAGCUGCAUUCUUCUAUUUACCUAUUUUUGUUUCUUGUUUCUGUUUUUAAACUGAUUUAUAUUUUAUGAGGUGUAUUUUCCUGUCUAAAAGCUUUUGCAUUUAUAAAAACUGUAGUGUAAAGACAUCCCAUGUUUCAUGUAAGAUGAAUACAAAUGCUCUCCUCUAGUCUUCCAUCUUAGUAUGUGUGGGAAUGAAAAAUACAACCCAAAUGAUGUUCAGGAUUUCAGCACAGUAUGUUAACAGUAGGAUUCAAAUAAUUCCAAAUUAAAGUCUCCCUUUCUAUCGUUUUUUGUUUUCUAGUUUGUGAGAUUAGACCUUACUGAAAAUUCAAUGCUGAAACAAGAGUCUUAAGAUGUAUCUGUUUACCGUUUUAUUUUUUUUCAAGGUGCCCAAAAGCAUUUUCAUUAAAUUCAAUAUGUGGGAAAA
Molecule: messenger RNA, 5700 nt
Organism: Pygocentrus nattereri (red-bellied piranha)
Lineage: Eukaryota; Metazoa; Chordata; Actinopteri; Characiformes; Serrasalmidae
Gene: cipcb
Product: CLOCK-interacting pacemaker b
Exons: 4
Coding region: 338-1480 (380 amino acids)
Biological process (GO): negative regulation of DNA-templated transcription; negative regulation of circadian rhythm
Cellular component (GO): nucleus
Source: RefSeq, a predicted model, not a curated record